This is a messenger RNA of Salvelinus namaycush (lake trout), 888 nucleotides long. Its product is annotated as homeobox protein BarH-like 2. Gene Ontology annotation, molecular function: RNA polymerase II transcription regulatory region sequence-specific DNA binding; DNA-binding transcription factor activity, RNA polymerase II-specific. Gene Ontology annotation, biological process: regulation of transcription by RNA polymerase II. Lineage: Eukaryota; Metazoa; Chordata; Actinopteri; Salmoniformes; Salmonidae. The coding region runs from base 1 to 888 and encodes 295 amino acids. The transcript is spliced from 4 exons. Gene Ontology annotation, cellular component: nucleus. The record is from RefSeq and is a predicted model, not a curated record.
AUGCACUGUCAAGCCGAGUUGAGACUCUCCUCCUCCGGGCAGCUGAAAGCAGCCAGGCGUCGCUACAAGACUUUUAUGAUUGACGAAAUUCUUUCCAAGGAAACAUGUGAUUACUUUGAGAAACUUUCUCUUUACUCUGUAUGCCCUUCACUCAUCGUUAGGCCUAAACCUCUGCACUCAUGUUCGGGAUCCUCCUCACUGCGGGGCUACCCCCUUCUCUCAGUAAUCACGCGGCAGCCCCCCAACAUGCCCCCUCACCUCUCCCAGCCCUCAUCUCCCGGCCAGGUUCCCCACCUUCCCCUGCUCUCCCCCCAGCACCACUCCCGGGUCUCCGAGCCCUCCCACAGCGAGACACCUGUCAGCAUCAGCAGCGAGUCAGACACGGAGCACAGCACCACCCGACUGAAGAAACCCAGACGCAGCCGCACCAUCUUCACUGAGCUGCAGCUCAUGGGCCUGGAGAAGAAGUUCCAGAAACAGAAGUACCUCUCCACCCCUGAUAGACUAGACCUGGCCCAAUCCCUAGGCCUUACACAGCUUCAGGUGAAGACCUGGUACCAGAACAGAAGGAUGAAGUGGAAGAAAAUGGUGCUGAAGGGAGGACAGGAGGCCCCCACCAAGCCCAAGGGCAGGCCUAAGAAGAACUCCAUCCCCACCACCGAGGAGAUCGAGGCAGAGGAAAGGCUGGCCAGGCUGGCUGAGGACGAGAGAAUGAGGAUGGCAGCCGAAGAGGCCUUGGCCGACAGCGAAGCUCCCCAGUCGGAACCCCAGGACCUCAGCAAUGUCGCUGGAGCUACAGAGACCUACAAUCCCACGGCGGUGAGCGAGGGUCGAGAGCAGCAAGAGCAGUCACUCCCGAUGCAGUCAGAGACACAUGCUGCCAGCUAA